Pseudomyrmex gracilis is the source of this 2871-nucleotide messenger RNA. RefSeq names its product sodium- and chloride-dependent GABA transporter 1 (gene Gat-1B). Gene Ontology annotation, cellular component: membrane. The transcript has 14 exons. Gene Ontology annotation, biological process: sodium ion transmembrane transport. NCBI's taxonomy places the organism in Eukaryota, Metazoa, Arthropoda, Insecta, Hymenoptera, Formicidae. The record is from RefSeq and is a predicted model, not a curated record. The coding region runs from base 590 to 2566 and encodes 658 amino acids.
GGGUAGAUCGCGACGGGGUACGGCAGAAAUCUCUGCAUCCGCGAGGGCCCUUCCUCGAAGUCCUGCUCGGUCGAACGUCCGGUUAACGUUACGAAACGGGGUGUCCUCGGCUCCUCCGGGGAAUUCCGCAUUCUGCUGAAAUAACAGUAAAAAAAAGUGACUUCUCUCGCGCGGAUACGAUUAUCGUGAAAGAAAGGGAACAGCGUACUUCGGCGGGACACAUUCGGAGAAUGCAGGAAUAGGAAUCAGCGCGAGGACACCGAAAGUUCGGACGCAACACGUGCAGCUGCUCCCGAGGGAUUUUCCCGUUUCGUCGAAGUUCAACGUGUGGCUAGUAGAUAAGACCGAGAAAACAUUUCCCAACAUAUAGACGACAGUUACAUCAAUCAGCUCUUCGUUCCUUUCUUCUGUUCGCUUUCGACGACUUCGCUCCAGCGUUUUAAUCGGAGAAAAGAGCGUACAUACAUAUAUAUACACACGCACUUAACUACGCGUUCACGAGCUGGUUUUCACUCCCAACGGCCGAUAGGGAUGACGUGAUCCGUCCUUCGAUUUCGAUCUCGUUUCGCGAUUUCGCCGUCGCAAAAAAAUGCCUUCGAAGGAGCCGACCACCCCGGGCCGUCCUAAGGUAGACAGAUCCACGAGUCCUCUUCCGCGAAAACCGGCGGCGAGCACCGCGAAUCCGGUGCAGGAGCUGAAAGCUCUUUUUUCCGAGCCGGUGAACAACCGCACUUCUAACAGCGGAAAGGAAUCGGACUUCCGUUUUGAGGCCAUACAGUGCCUGCGACAGUCCUCCAUCAUCAAAAUACGAGCCAAGGAUCUGCCGGAACGAGGGAACUGGAGCAGCAAGAUCGAGUUUAUUCUGUCCGUCGUGGGGCUGGCGAUAGGUCUGGGAAAUCUAUGGCGAUUUCCUUACCUUUGCUACAAGAAUGGCGGCGGCGCCUUCAUGGUGCCGUAUUUCAUAGCGCUCGCGCUGGCCGGUAUACCGAUGUUCCUGAUGGAACUGUCCUUGGGACAGAUGCUGACGAUCGGCGGUCUAGGUGUUUUCAAGAUAGCGCCAUUAUUUAAAGGUAUCGGAUAUGCGACUUGCGUGCUCUCCUGCUGGACCAAUGUGUAUUACAUAAUCAUUCUCGCUUGGGCGCUCUUCUACUUCCUAGUCUCUCUGCGAGCUGACGUACCCUGGAGAACCUGCGACAACGCGUGGAACACGCGCUAUUGCAUCACGCCCGACGAACGUUUGAACGCCACGUGCUGGCACGACGAUUACUGGCCGAACGACCUCAUAUGCGCCACGUCCGUCGGGAACCUGAGUCACGAGUUACUGAAGGACCCGGUGAAGGAGUUUUGGGAGAGGCGAACUCUGAUGAUUUCCUCGGGCAUCGAAGAUAUGGGUGGUAUACGAUGGGAACUGGCCGGCACGCUCGCCGUCGUGUGGGUUAUGUGUUACUUCUGCAUCUGGAAGGGUGUCAAAUGGACCGGCAAGGUUGUCUAUUUCACGGCGCUGUUUCCGUACGCCUUGCUGGCGGUGCUGCUCGUGAGAGGUUUGACGCUGCCCGGCGCUUCGGAGGGUCUAAAGUAUUACGCCACGCCGAAUCUCUCGAAGCUCGGCGAUCCCGAGGUAUGGAUAGACGCAGUGACGCAGAUAUUCUUCACUUACGCCCUCGGCCUAGGCGCGCUGGUAGCUCUAGGCAGUUACAACAAAUUCAACAAUAACGUUUACAAAGAUGCUCUUAUUGUAUGCGGAGUGAAUACUUGCACCAGUCUGCUCAGCGGAGUGGUCAUAUUCUCCGUGGUCGGUUUCAUGGCACACGAGCAACAAAAACCAGUUGCCGAUGUGGCUGCUUCCGGACCGGGUUUGGCUUUUUUGGUUUAUCCCUCGGCAGUGUUGCAAUUGCCCGGAGCAUCGAUUUGGUCGAGUCUCUUCUUUUUCAUGCUGCUACUGAUAGGAUUAGACAGUCAGUUCUGCACCAUGGAAGGUUUCAUCACCGCCGCCGUAGACGAGUGGCCGCGACUGCUCAGAAAACGGAAAGAACUGUUCAUCGCAAUCGUAUGCUUGAUCUCUUAUCUGAUCGGACUUCUAUGCGUCACGGAAGGCGGAAUGUACGUGUUUCAACUGCUGGACACGUACGCCGUGAGUGGAUUUUGCUUACUUUUCCUGAUGUUCUUCGAGUGUAUCUCCGUGUCGUGGGCAUUCGGAGUGGGCCGAUUUUACGAUGGCAUACGAGACAUGAUAGGCUACUAUCCUUGCUUCUGGUGGAAGAUCUGCUGGACGUUUACCACACCUGCCAUUUGCGUGGGUGUCUUCAUCUUCAAUAUCAUUAAAUUCGUUCCUGUGAAAUAUCUUACAUACGAAUUUCCAUGGUGGAGCCAUUUGUUAGGAUGGCUUGCUGGCCUCUCCUCGAUGUUGUGUAUUCCAGGUUACAUGAUCUACAUCUGGAGUGUUACAUCGGGAACUACCUCAGAAAAAUAUCGGAAAUUGAUAAGAAUAGAAGACGAUGUUGCCGGUUUACGAAAGAAGCUCAAUCCAUCCAAAGCUGCUGCUAUUGAUGCAGAGUUUGAACUAUAGAAUUAAACUUUGUCUCUUCUUCAAUCAUAUUAUUUACGUGGCAAAAAACACUAUCGAAAUGGGAUUCAAGCAUCUCAUGCGAGAUUAAAAAGUAAAAUCAAAUUUCACAGAAUAUAUGUGUAUACAUAUAUUAUAUACUGUGAAAUCUGAUAUAAAAGAUAUCAUGUGAAGAUAUCAUGUGUUUCACUUCGAAUUUAUACAUCAAUGUUUAUUAAUUGAACUAAUGCAUCAUGUAUCUCUUAUAAUCUGCUUUCAAAUAACAUACUAUAUAAAAAAAUAACAAUAAUAUAUACUUCACAAUUUAA